Messenger RNA from Lepus europaeus (European hare), 767 nucleotides. RefSeq names its product glutathione S-transferase pi 1 (gene GSTP1). Gene Ontology annotation, biological process: glutathione metabolic process. Gene Ontology annotation, cellular component: cytosol. The transcript is spliced from 7 exons. NCBI's taxonomy places the organism in Eukaryota, Metazoa, Chordata, Mammalia, Lagomorpha, Leporidae. The record is from RefSeq and is a predicted model, not a curated record. Gene Ontology annotation, molecular function: glutathione transferase activity. Bases 75 to 707 code for a protein of 210 amino acids.
CCGCCGCCGCCGCCGCCGCCGCCGCCGCCGCCCACGCAGCAGCCUGCGAGUCUGCCCGCGUCCACACCGCAAACAUGCCGCCCUACACCAUCGUCUACUUCCCAGUUCAAGGGCGCUGCGAGGCCAUGCGCAUGCUGCUGGCCGACCAGGGCCAGAGCUGGAAGGAGGAGGUGGUGAACCUGGAGACCUGGCUGCAGAGCCCCCUCAAGGCCUCCUGUCUGUACGGGCAGCUCCCCAAGUUUCAGGACGGAGACCUCACCCUGUACCAGUCCAAUGCCAUCCUGCGCCACCUGGGCCGCACCCUCGGGAUCUAUGGGAAGGACCAGCGGGAGGCCACCCUGCUGGACAUGGUGAAUGACGGUGUGGAGGACCUGCGCAUCAAGUACAUCACCCUCAUCUACACCAACUACGAUGCGGGCAAGGACAGCUACGUGAAGGCCCUGCCCGGGCACCUCAAGCCUUUUGAGACCCUGCUGUCCCAGAACCAGGACGGCAAGUCCUUCAUCGUGGGCGACCAGAUCUCCUUCGCCGACUACAACCUGCUGGACUUGUUGCUAACGCACCAGAUCCUGGCCCCCGGCUGCCUGGACGCCUUCCCCCUGCUCUCGGCCUACGUGGCCCGCCUCAGUGCCCGGCCCAAGCUCAAGGCCUUCCUGGCCUCGCCUGAACACGUGAACCGCCCCAUUAACGCCAACGGGAAAAAGUGAGGGUUUGUGGGACCUGCCGGAGGCCAGGCUGCCAAGACCAAUAAAAUUUUCUAGGGAGAA